This is a messenger RNA of Alternaria postmessia, 1593 nucleotides long. RefSeq lists its product as uncharacterized. The coding region runs from base 1 to 1593 and encodes 530 amino acids. The transcript has 4 exons. Gene Ontology annotation, molecular function: oxidoreductase activity, acting on paired donors, with incorporation or reduction of molecular oxygen; heme binding; monooxygenase activity. The record is from RefSeq and is a predicted model, not a curated record. NCBI's taxonomy places the organism in Eukaryota, Fungi, Ascomycota, Dothideomycetes, Pleosporales, Pleosporaceae.
AUGGCACUCAUGUCUUUCCCAAGUCUUUUGGUGACUUUGGUCAUGUUCAGCAUACUGUAUGCGUUCCGUUUGUACUCAAGAACAAGAGACGCACGACCCCUGCCCCCGGGACCGAAAGGCCUUCCAUUCAUCGGGAAUAUAAACGAUAUGCCUAAGCCCGGUGUGCUUGAGUGUCAUCAUUGGUCGCAGCUCAAGAAGACAUAUGGCCCUAUUAGUUCCAUCACCGUGCUAGGACAAACGUUCAUCAUCAUCAACGACGCCGAAAUUGCUGUCGAGCUGCUGCGCGACCGUUCAGCAAUCUACUCCUCAAGACCAAUGCAGACAUUCAGUUGUGAGAUGGUUGGUUGGCGACAUGCGACCGCUAUGGCUCCGAACGACGCGGAAUGGAAACUUCAGCGUAAGAACAUUACGAAGAUAGUGAGCACAAACACGUCAGUAUCAGUAGUUGAUCGCGUUCAAGAGAUGGAAGCCGCGCGUUUCUUGCUCAACCUUCUUGAUUCACCCGACAAGCUUUUCGACCAUAUAAAAAAAGAGGCUGGCAGUGUCAUCCUGAAGAUCACGUACGGCUAUACUACCAUACCGAAAGGCAAUGACCCCUUCGUCGAUCUAGCUGGUAAGACCAUGGAGCAGUUCGCUGAUGCUACAGUUCCCGGAAGAUGGUCUGUGGAUAUGUUCCCGUUCUUGCGAUACCUACCAGAGUGGCUACCAGGAAUGGAGUUCAAGCGCACGGCCAGAGAGAUGGCGACGCAGCUCCGACAGUGUACUAACCAGCCUUACGAAUUCGUCAAGAAGCAAAUGAGCGAGAAGAGACACUCGCCAUCAUUCUUAUCGCAAGCAAUCGAAGGCACAUCCUUGGAUGCCGAGAUGGAGUUCAUCCAUAAAUGGACGGCACUGACGCUGUACACAGGUGGCGCUGACACUACCGUUUCCGCAAUAAUGACAUUUUUCCUUGCCAUGAGCAUCUUCCCGGGAGUUCAGAAGAAGGCUCAAGAAGAGUUAGAUCGCGUCAUUGGCGAAGAACGACUUCCCGGCAGUAAAGACCGGGAGAGCCUUCCUUACAUCUACGCCUUGAUGAAAGAGACGCAUCGCUGGCACCUUGUCUUGCCUAUGUGUCUUCCGCAUUGCAGCACGGAAGAGGACACUUGCCGCGGAUAUCGCAUUCCGAAGGGUUCCAUCCUUCUGGCUAACAACUGGCUUUUCACCCAUGACCCUGAGGUCUACCCCGACCCAAUGGUCUUCAGACCGGAACGCUUUCUCGAAACACCAACCCACAAAAGUGAGCCUGAUCCAAGAAACUUCAUCUUCGGUUACGGCCGACGUAUAUGCCCGGGUCGAUAUGUUGCAGAUAACGCCCUCUUCAUCACUAUCGCGCAAACUCUCGCUGUUUUCAAUGUCACAAAGUCUGUUGACGAGAACGGUCGAAUCGUGGAGCCAGAAAUUAAGUUCGAGCCGGGUGCGAUCAGUCAUCCGGUGCCGUUCUGCUGUUCAAUCAAGCCGCGAUCGGAUGCACACGAGCAGUUGAUCAAGGCUUCGGAGCAACUAUAUCCAUGGGAAGAGAGUGAUUCCAAAGAGCUAGAAAGCAUCAAGUGGUAG